Molecule: messenger RNA, 1358 nt
Organism: Chenopodium quinoa (quinoa)
Lineage: Eukaryota; Viridiplantae; Streptophyta; Magnoliopsida; Caryophyllales; Amaranthaceae
Product: triosephosphate isomerase, chloroplastic-like
Exons: 9
Coding region: 119-1087 (322 amino acids)
Biological process (GO): glycolytic process; glyceraldehyde-3-phosphate biosynthetic process; glycerol catabolic process
Cellular component (GO): cytosol
Molecular function (GO): triose-phosphate isomerase activity
Source: RefSeq, a predicted model, not a curated record
AUUUUCUCUCUCCUAGAAAUAAAACCCCUAAAAACUCUGACCACACUCCUUUCAGUAGCUACCACCAGUAUUAUUCACAGGAAGAAUUUGAGGAGAGAGAAAACGAAGAAGGUCGAUAAUGGCGGUUGUCUCAACAUCUGUUGCGUCGCAAAUUAAUAACCCUAACUCGGUUGUGUCGACUCAGUUUUCUGGUCUUCGAAGAUCGUUUCUGAAGCUCGAAAGUUCCGUUUCGACUCAGUCGUCGUUUUUCCAGAAUGUCGAUUCUCAUUUGCGCUUGUCUUCCUCCUCUCGCCGUGGUCCUCGAGGUGUUGUUGCUAUGGCUGCUUCUGGGAAGUUCUUUGUUGGUGGCAACUGGAAGUGUAAUGGGACCAAAGAAUCUAUCUCUAAGCUUGUUUCAGACUUGAACAGUGCUACACUGGAGGCCGAUGUUGAUGUUGUUGUGGCACCUCCAUUUGUUUACAUUGAUCAAGUUAAAAAUUCCCUGACCAGCCGAAUCGAAGUAUCAGCACAAAAUUGUUGGAUUAGCAAAGGUGGAGCUUUUACAGGAGAAAUCAGUGUUGAACAAUUGAAGGAUCUUGGCUGCCUGUGGGUUAUUCUUGGGCAUUCUGAGAGAAGGCACGUUAUUGGAGAAAAAGACGAGUUUAUAGGUAAAAAGGCUGCAUAUGCUCUGAGCCAAGGUGUUGGAGUGAUAGCAUGUAUUGGGGAACUGUUGGAAGAAAGAGAAGCAGGAAAAACCUUUGAUGUAUGCUACCAGCAAAUGAAGGCUUUUGCAGAUGCCUUACCUAGCUGGGAUAAUGUUGUUGUUGCUUAUGAACCUGUAUGGGCUAUUGGUACUGGUAAAGUAGCUAGCCCAGAGCAGGCUCAGGAAGUGCAUGUUGCUGUUCGAGAUUGGCUUAAAAAGAAUGUUUCUGAGGAAGUUGCUUCUAAGACACGCAUCAUUUAUGGAGGGUCUGUUAACGGAGGCAACUGUGCAGAGCUUGCAAAAAAAGAAGAUAUAGACGGCUUUCUUGUGGGAGGAGCUUCUUUGAAGGGUCCUGAGUUCGCCACCAUCAUUAAUUCUGUAACGGCGAAGAAAGUUGCUGCCUGACCAUUUUUAUGAAUAUGGCUGCAAUGGCUAUUAGAGUUUCUUGAUGAAUCGUGUUGUAACGAAGAUGUAUUCUAUUAUUGACCUGUUCUGUGUAUGUUGGAUGUUUUAUUGGGAGUUUUUAUACAUGAUCGAGAAUAAUAUGGUCAACAGGGAUUUUCAAUGAAAAUUUUGAGAAGUGGAUGUAUCUUUACAGUGUAUUAAUUAAUAAGCAAGCUUGUCAUUGAAAUGCUUUGAAUCAAUAAUAGCGUGCAAAGACCUUAUUGAUGCAUUA